AUGGAUAGGUGGAAGCAAGUUUACACAUUCAAGGUGUAUCCAAUUAAUGGUAAGUCAAUGUGGCCAAGAUCUCUACUGCCAACAACAAUCACACCACCAUAUUACCAUAAGUCUGUUGGGUGGCCAAAAAAAGCAAGGAGGAAAACAACCUCAGAGUUAGAGGACAUCACAGAGGGUCGGAGACUAAGGAAGGUUGGUACAUCAGGUACUUGUGGCAAGUGUGGUAAUACAGUGCACAACAGCAGGUCCUGUAAUGGUAGGUCAGAGGCUGUCCCAACUCAGCAAACUAGUGCUAAGUCCAGUAAACUUGGUGUUGGAUCAACAAAAGGGCAAAAAGGGAAAAAGCAUUAUGCUGGAAGUAGCGAAGGUCUGAAAGGGAAGAAGGAUGUCCAAAAGCAGAAGGCUUGUCGAAAGUGUAAGGGGAUAGGUCAUAACAGUAGAACUUGUCAAGGCAAUAAGGUGUAG
Molecule: messenger RNA, 465 nt
Organism: Helianthus annuus (common sunflower)
Lineage: Eukaryota; Viridiplantae; Streptophyta; Magnoliopsida; Asterales; Asteraceae
Exons: 1
Coding region: 1-465 (154 amino acids)
Source: RefSeq, a predicted model, not a curated record